Messenger RNA from Nilaparvata lugens (brown planthopper), 1247 nucleotides. RefSeq lists its product as uncharacterized. The transcript is spliced from 3 exons. Bases 195 to 554 code for a protein of 119 amino acids. The record is from RefSeq and is a predicted model, not a curated record. NCBI's taxonomy places the organism in Eukaryota, Metazoa, Arthropoda, Insecta, Hemiptera, Delphacidae.
GAGGUUAAGUUUCCUUUGCCUGAUUGCCUGACUUCGAUUGGUUUUGGUCUUCAGAGGUAGCAGUAGACUGAAGUUUUUAAUGUAUAAAAUGUAAUAUGUAAGGUUAUACACUUCAGCCAUUGCUAAACAAAAUAUAAGGAAUCUACUGGCAAGAAUAUAGAAUUAUUAGUGUUUAGUCUAAAUGAUUGACAGGAAUGCCGUACAUCGUGAUAAGAGGUAACCUGGGAAUGGCCAACACAAAGGUGUACGGCUUGGCGGAACAGGAGCUAGCAGUCGUCAGCUCCAGACUGCGCCUCGGUCCCAAGAACGAGUCAAAGGACGAACUCACCCUAUACAACUCGGUUGUCUACAUCAUGAAUCAGCUGGAGUACUUCUUGGGCUAUACGGUCGUCAGCAGUGCGUGUCAGUGGGAGAGUGGGCAGCCCAUGUGGACUAUGGGGAGGCCUCCCAGGCGAUGGGGAAAGCGCGAAGGGGUAUAUAGUCCCCCGUGCGGACGCAAAAGGGAGCUGCAAUCCUGUCAACCCCACGUGAUUUCCGAACGUGACGACAUUUGACUCCGGUGUCACUUUCGAUAGAGUGAGAGAUUUAGGUACUUGAAACUGUCACAUUGGUUGAAUGGGCAGCAUUAUUUUUGUUAUCUACAAGGAACGCUGACAUCUUAAACUGUAUUUAACUAUAGUGAAGUCCACGUUGUAAUGGUAGUGUUUGAUUUGCAAUGGUAUUGCAAUGGUAUUGUCUGUCAUUCAACAAAGCGGAUAGCGCUACUGUAUCUCUUUCUCACUUUGCUCUGUUGCCAGAUCGGUUUUCAACUAUGUAAAAAUAUAAUUAACAGAAUAUUCAAUCUUGAUUAUGGAAAUUCAUUAUGAAAUCAUUGAGAAAUAUAAUUUUAUACGAGAAUGAACAGUUUAUAUUACAUCAAUAAACCUGUAUCACCUAUGUACCGUCUAUAGAAGGCAUUGACAAGACAGAGUUGUUCUCCUAUCUUUCUCCACUGCCAUUAUAACGUGGACCUCACUAUAGUCCCGUCCUGAUGAAAUAAUAUUCCUCUUCGAAAUAUGAUAAUACUUUAGAAUAUAUUUUUCAAUAAGAAACUGAACUCUAUAUAGUCAUAAAAAUGUUUAGAACAAUACAAAUUUAUGUUGAAGGGGCAUUUCUUCUGUAGUAUUGGAGUGAACCAUUAAAAUUUAAAUGUAUCGUCAAUGUAGAAUUGAUAUAAUAUCAAAUUAAUUAAAGAAUUAAGCAAUUAA